This is a messenger RNA of Exophiala xenobiotica, 489 nucleotides long. RefSeq lists its product as uncharacterized. The transcript has a single exon. The coding region runs from base 1 to 489 and encodes 162 amino acids. NCBI's taxonomy places the organism in Eukaryota, Fungi, Ascomycota, Eurotiomycetes, Chaetothyriales, Herpotrichiellaceae. The record is from RefSeq and is a predicted model, not a curated record.
AUGGCCUCGACAUGCUGGAUUGUCAUGACCCGCGAGCGUCGUGAGCAGGCAGACCUCGUCAAUGAGCUCCUCGGCGCCUUCCGAUCAGAAAAAUAUCCAUGGGAAUCUAACGCGGAAGUUAUCCGGGAGAUCGCCAAAGGAAUAGUGCAGCCGGCGGAAAGUCAAGAAAGCGGGCCCCUUCACAUCGACGUUAGCCCUGUCACGCUCAGCACUGGGCAGAAGAGAUAUCACGAACGAAUCGAGCGGAUGCGACGUGCCAAAGACGUGGAGGACUUGAAAGCCGCCACGGCAGCAGUCGUGCAACAAUGGGACGACUACAACGAUGCCGUCGCUAAAACCGCCCUUGCCAAAGCCAAGAGGACCCCAGCUUCGAAGUACACUGCUAACCUCAAGAAGCGCUCAGGGGAAGUCGACGAGCAAGUGGAGGUUCUGUUUGGCAUCACAAAGCGUCUGAGAAGGGAGGUGUUUACGAAAAACCACGCGGGAUAA